AAUUGAUACAAAAAUGUCUUGGAGAUGAUCCAAAACUUGUAUGCAAUUUUUUUCAUGUUGCCGAAGAACAUGCGUCUUACAUUGUAUUUAUUGAUGAAAUUCAUGCUAUUGGAACUAAACAAAUAACAUUAUUAGAUGAUGUGGAUCUUAAGGAAUUUGUAAUAUCAAGAGAUGAUUUGAGUGUUACUGACAUUAAGGUUUGCUUGCUCUACGAACGUCGUAUGAAAGUAAUCGCUGAAGAUUUUAGGAAAGGGUGUGAGAAAGUUCUUUAUCGCAAGUCUGAAGCUAGAAUACCAAUUAUUGAAUGA
Cetraspora pellucida is the source of this 308-nucleotide messenger RNA. The record is from the annotation of a GenBank genome assembly. NCBI's taxonomy places the organism in Eukaryota, Fungi, Glomeromycota, Glomeromycetes, Diversisporales, Gigasporaceae.